Motacilla alba alba is the source of this 2728-nucleotide messenger RNA. It is a transcript of the gene CSGALNACT2, whose product is annotated as chondroitin sulfate N-acetylgalactosaminyltransferase 2. The record is from RefSeq and is a predicted model, not a curated record. The coding region runs from base 749 to 2380 and encodes 543 amino acids. Gene Ontology annotation, molecular function: glucuronosyl-N-acetylgalactosaminyl-proteoglycan 4-beta-N-acetylgalactosaminyltransferase activity. Gene Ontology annotation, cellular component: Golgi cisterna membrane. NCBI's taxonomy places the organism in Eukaryota, Metazoa, Chordata, Aves, Passeriformes, Motacillidae. The transcript is spliced from 8 exons.
UGCAGCGGCAGCGGCCCCGCUUCCCCCGCGGGACUGCGCGGGGGACCCGGUCCCGCCCCGGGGGCGGUCGGGGGCGGCCGGCCCGUCCCCUUUAAGCGGCGCGGCGGAGGGUCCCGCCCGCUCAUUUCCGAGCACGCAGGAAGUGCAGGCGGGCUCCGCGCCGGCCCGCGCGGUUCUGUCUUCAUUUUGCUGACUCAAACCACAGAUUCCAAGGAAAGGAGGGAAAGUGGAAUAAAAUACUCAAGUGCCAGAGGAAAAGCAAGACUAGCCAAUGAAAAUUAUUAUUACUAAACUGUAGAUUGCUCUCACACAUAGUGCGGGGGGGGGGGAAAUUGCUGUCUGUUCAAAGCUUACAAAAGUACUUUUGCAGAUUUCCUUCACAAAACUUCAAAUAAGCUAGGCCCCUUCAACUAGGGCUGAAUUAGGAAAUGGAAAUAUGAUUCCUUGCUGGUGUCUUCCAUCUUCCUCUGCCUUUGAAGGUUUUUUUUGUUUGGGGUAGGAAAUCCUGAACAAAUUGUAUGGCGUCAGCCAGACUAACAGUUGAUGGUUAUGGAUGACACGGGAACUUCAGAUUUACAUCUCUGCAAUGACACCUGAUUAAGGCGAAGCUUGAGAGCUGCUCAUCUGCCAUGUUACUGGAACUUGUAGUAGCUAUUGUGUUUUCUCUCUAAGAUUUGAAGUCUGGGGUGAUGUCCCCUGGAAAGCAAGAGCAAAUAAAUAAUCUUUUAGAAUUGGAAGCAGAAAUAAUAUGAGAAUGCCCAGAAGAGGCUUAGUAAUUCAAGCCAGGACUCGUUGGCUAUUGGUGGGCCUUGCUUUACUAUUCAGUUUAGUAUUGCUCAUGUAUUUGCUGGAGUGUGCUCCACAAACAGAUGGCAAUGGAUCUCUGCCUGGUGUUGUAGGUGAAAGCAUGGGUAAAGAAUACUAUCAAGCUCUCUUGCAGGAGCAAGAAGAGCAUUAUCAAAACAGGGCUACCAGUCUGAAACGUCAGAUUGCCCAGCUAAAGCAAGAGCUUCAGGAAAUGAGUGACAAAUUGAAGUCUCUGCAGGAAAAAAAGAGCCCGAAGGUCAAUGGUAUGAACUACCAGGGCACCAAAGAACAAACAUCCAAUGAUCUCCUAGAGUUUCUUCAUUCCCAGAUUGACAAAGCUGAGGUGAGCGUGGGGGCCAAACUGCCUAGUGAGUAUGGAGUCAUUCCUUUUGAAAGCUUUACAUCCAUGAAAGUAUUCCAGUUGGAGAUGGGGCUCACUCGGCAUCCAGAAGAGAAACCCGUUAGAAAGGAUAAACGAGAUGAAUUGGUGGAAGUUAUCGAGGCUGGCCUAGAAGUUAUCAAUAAUCCAGAUGAAGAAGAUGGACAAGAUGAAGACGAUGGAGUAGGAGACAGGCAGUUGUAUAGUGAAAACGAUUUUGUAGAAGGUUACUAUCGUACAGAAAGAGAUAAGGGGACACAGUAUGAGCUGUUUUAUAAGAAGAUGGAUGGCAUGGAGUACAGGCAUGUCACCUUGUUCCGACCUUUUGGACCCCUCAUGAAAGUGAAGAGUGAAACAGUCGAUAUUUCUAGAUCGAUCAUUAACGUUAUUGUUCCUCUUGCUGGAAGAACUGAGGCUUUUGCACAAUUUAUGCAAAACUUUAGGGAUGUGUGUAUUCAUCAAGAUAAGCGUGUUCACCUCACAGUGGUGUACUUUGGUCAAGAUGGUCUAUCAGAAGUAAAAAGCAUCCUUGAAUCUGUAGCUAGAGAAACUGACUUCAACAAUUACACGCUUGUCUCUCUGAAUGAGGAAUUCAACCGAGGCCGAGGACUUGACAUGGGUGCCAGAGCCUGGGAAAAGGGCGAGGUCCUGAUGUUCUUCUGUGAUGUUGAUGUUUAUUUCACAGCCGAAUUCCUCAACAGCUGCCGCUUGAAUGCUGAGCCCGGGAAAAAAGUUUUCUAUCCUGUGGUAUUCAGCCUUUACAAUCCUGCUAUUGUCUAUGCCAAUCAAGAUGUACCACCUCCUGUGGAGCAGCAAUUGGUACACAAGAAGGAUUCUGGUUUCUGGAGGGAUUUUGGCUUUGGGAUGACUUGUCAAUAUCGGACAGACUUUCUGACUGUUGGGGGUUUUGACUUGGAAGUGAAAGGCUGGGGCGGCGAGGAUGUUCACCUCUACAGGAAGUACUUGCACGGCGAGCUGAUGGUGAUCAGGACGCCGGUGCCCGGGCUGUUCCACCUGUGGCACGAGAAGCACUGUGCGGACGAGCUGACCCCCGAGCAGUACCGCAUGUGCAUCCAGUCCAAGGCCAUGAACGAGGCGUCGCACUCGCACCUGGGCAUGCUGGUGUUCCGCGACGAGAUCGAGGCGCACCUCCGCAAGCAGGCCUACAGGACUAACAGCGAGGCCGUGGGCUGAGGGCCCCCCGGGCCGCCCGGUGACUUCCAAUUCACACUGAACCAGCAGCAUUCUACAGCCUUAAUUCAGCUUACAAAUGCAGUGCCUCUCUUUUUCAGUGAAGAAGAGUUUAGAGGGUUUUUGGUUCUCGUGUUUGUUUUCCGAGUAAUCCUUUGACUGAUGGGCUCUUGCCAACAUGUCGUGUGAGUUCAAGCACCUCAGCUAAAUUGGAUGGCAUAUGUAGUUCAAGGAAAGUGUCUUCAGUAUCGACUGGAAAAAUCUGUGGAAUGUACAAUUCAACACUUAUCCAUGUGGUACAUUUCUGUUCUGAUAUUUGCAUUCUUUUGAGAAUUAAAUGAAAAAAAUCUU